CAGGGUAGUGGAAUCACGCGCAAUGAUCUUCAGAAGCUUGUCGACGCAGGCUACAUGACGGUUGAGUCAGUCGCCUACUCGACUUCCAGUGCUCUGCUGAAGAUUAAGGGUCUGGGAGAAAGCAAGGUGCAGAAAAUGAAGGAUGCGGCUGCGAAACUGGUUCCGAUGGGCUUCACGACUGCCGCUGAAUACCACAAGCAACGACAGGAGAUCAUUCAAAUACACACGGGGAGUAAAGAGUUGGACAAGUUGCUAGGCGGCGGGUUCGAGACGGGCUCAAUCACUGAGAUGUUUGGAGAAUUUAGAACAGGCAAGUCUUCCCUCUCCCUUUGCACAUCCACCCUCUCAACUCUCUAUACCCAGCUAUGCCAUCAGCUGUGCGUCACCUGCCAGCUCCCCCUGGAGUCAGGAGGGGCGGAGGGAAAGGCUCUCUACAUCGACACGGAAGGAACCUUCCGACCUGACAGGCUCAUGGCGAUCGCCGAACGUUAUGGUCUCAAUGGCAAUGACGUGCUAGACAACGUGGCGUAUGCCCGAGCAUACAACAGUGAACACCAGACGCAGUUGCUGAUGCAGGCUGCCGCCAUGAUGGCCGAAUCUAGAUAUGCUCUUGUGAUCGUGGACAGUGCCACGGCUCUGUACAGGACAGACUAUGUGGGACGAGGAGAGCUGGCAGCAAGGCAGCAGCACCUCGCACUUUUCCUGCGUGCUCUGCAGAGGAUCGCCGAUGAGUUUGGAGUGGCAGUAGUGGUAACCAACCAGGUUGUUGCGCAAGUUGACGGCAUGUCGUUCAACCCUGACCCCAAGAAGCCGAUCGGAGGGAACAUCAUUGCACAUGCGUCAACCACCCGCUUGUACCUGAAGAAAGGAAAGGGUGAAGCCCGUGUCUGCAAGAUCUACGACUCGCCGAACUUGCCAGAAUCGGAAGCCCAAUAUGCUAUCCGAGAGGAUGGCAUCGGCGAUGUGAAAGAAUAG
Molecule: messenger RNA, 975 nt
Organism: Guillardia theta CCMP2712
Lineage: Eukaryota; Cryptophyceae; Pyrenomonadales; Geminigeraceae
Gene: Rad51
Product: Rad51 recombinase recA
Exons: 5
Biological process (GO): mitotic recombination; mitotic recombination-dependent replication fork processing; double-strand break repair via homologous recombination
Cellular component (GO): condensed nuclear chromosome
Molecular function (GO): DNA strand exchange activity; ATP-dependent DNA damage sensor activity; ATP binding
Source: RefSeq, a predicted model, not a curated record